Messenger RNA from Megalobrama amblycephala (Wuchang bream), 1665 nucleotides. RefSeq names its product DnaJ (Hsp40) homolog, subfamily C, member 5 gamma b (gene dnajc5gb). The transcript is spliced from 7 exons. Lineage: Eukaryota; Metazoa; Chordata; Actinopteri; Cypriniformes; Xenocyprididae. Bases 229 to 840 code for a protein of 203 amino acids. The record is from RefSeq and is a predicted model, not a curated record.
CAGUCAGUCUGCUUUCACUAUUUCAAGGCUGCUCUCUGGCAAUGAGUUUUCGUACUUGACGUAAGAGAAACUUUAUUUCCUACUUCCUGGUCUAAACUCUGCUCAUGGUCAAUGGAUCAACUUUCUGUAAAAACGCUGUAAAUAUACCCCGAUAUGAAUACAUACGCAACUUUAUCAAACAUCGACUUCAGCAUCUCUUCUUAAACGUGUUUUUAGCAGAAUUUAACAAUGACAGAUUCAAGCCGACCUCAACGCAAGCUGUCCAGAGCUGGAGAGAGUUUAUACAAGACAUUAGGCCUGGAGAAAGGAGCGUCAUCUGAUGAUAUUAAGAAAGCAUAUCGUAAACUGGCACUGAAGUAUCAUCCUGACAAGAACCCCAACAACCCUGAAGCGGCAGAGAAGUUCAAAGAGAUCAACAAUGCCAACACCAUCCUCCAUGACGACACCAAAAGACAGAUCUACGACCAGUAUGGCUCCAUGGGCCUCUACAUCGCAGACCAGUUCGGAGAGGACAGCGUUAAGUACUAUUUCCUCAUGAACAAGUGCUGGUUUAAGACGCUCCUUGCAUUAGGAAUGAUCUUCACAUGCUGCUGCUGCUUUUGCUGCUGUUGUUUCUGCUGUGGUAAAUGCGGCAGUUCAGAGCAUGAAGAAGAUUUUCAUUAUAUGGAUCCAGAUGAGUUGGCGGCAGAGGAGGAGCAGAACGGAGGCAAUGACACAGUAAUAACAGGACAGCCUAUUCCCGGUCCAGCGCCUGGAGAUUCAGGACACCCUGUGUUUGUUGGAAUGCCCAUUCCUGAAAAGUCAGAUGGAGACACUGCUAUACUGAUCACAGAUAAAUAGAGCAAACAACUACCUGAAGAUUGCCUCAUCCCCGUUUCAAGGAUGUGGAAAUGAGGACACUGCUGUUUCACUGUCAGUCCACACGGUAUCUGUGCAGCAUGUGUGGAUCAUUUGAUGCUAUGUUUACAUCACUUAUGAUUUCCUUUGGUUUGCUUGAUUUUUAUUGCAAAGACACUUUUUCUAAUGCUUCUUUGAUGAGAAAAAAUUUGCCAAAUUACCUGAUCUAAUAAAAUAAGAAUCUGCUUUAUAUAUAUAAUUUAUGCCCUUUCUGUGCUGCACGUCACAAUAAUUCUUAAGAACACAAAGCCUUUGCAACCUUUAUUAAUAGUGUAUUUGUACCAUGUGAAGUUGUUAAGGAUCUAAUACAGUGAUAACAAAUAAAUCCAGCAGUUCUUUCUUAUUUGUAUGUACAUAAACAUUGACAUUUUAUGUGGUUUGUUUUGUCACUGUUUCAGUCAAACUUUAAAAAUAACCAUUUUAAGAUAUAUGAUCAUUUAAUAUGAUAUUAAUCUUUUAAAAGAUUCAAAUGAAUGUAUAAAAAUGAUCAUUAUGCCAUAUGAUCAGUUAGGGCAGGGGUUCAGGUACGGUUUGUCCCGCUGAGUUCAAAGGACCACUGACAUUUUGCCAUGCAGCAGCUGGUAAUUUAAAGAUUAAUAUUUUGUUGCUGUUGUGGUAAUAUUGCACGGCCUCAGGGAUGGUUUUGUCUGAGAUUCUGGUUGUAUAUCUUUGUUUAUAAUUGUAAUGAUUGGCAAAUGACUGCUGCUGCAAUAUUAAUAUUAUGAGGAAGUAUGAAAGAAUAAUAAAUAUAGUUGAUUCUUGUAUCGA